Pocillopora meandrina is the source of this 10140-nucleotide messenger RNA. The record is from the annotation of a GenBank genome assembly. Lineage: Eukaryota; Metazoa; Cnidaria; Anthozoa; Scleractinia; Pocilloporidae.
AUGGCAUCAAUUGCCACACCAGCAUUUCCUUCUACCAAGGAGACAACCAACUAUGCUCGACUCUGUCGCCUUCUGAUGGAUGUUGGAUCUCAAGCCUUGAGAGACACUUUUGAUGCCAUUCACCCUCCAGUAGGACUUCACACAGUUUUGGGGCGUCACCCAGAGCAUGCAAAACUAAAGUCUCUAAGGAACAAGAGGAUCUUGAAUGCUACGCAAUGGGGGAAACUGUAUCCAACUAUUCCAUCAUCUGUUUCAUCAGCAGGGUUUGAUAUCACACUACUGAUGGUGUUACUGAGGAACAUCUGUAAAUUGGUCCCUCCCAGCACCGGAUGGGAUAGUCUUCCCCAUCUUGCAGACGUGAGUAAGCAGGCCAACAUCGCCAGGUUGAAAUACUACCGUAAUACUGUGUAUGGCCAUGCCAGCCAAGCCUCUGUGGACGAUGCUGCAUUCAACAACUACUGGCAGGAGAUUAGCAAUGCCAUAGUAGGACUGGUAGGAGGAGGAGGUUAUGGAGCUGCUAUCAGUAAGCUUAGGAAUGAGUGCAUGGACCCUGAUACUGAAGAACACUACAGGCAGCUGCUGAAGCAGUGGAAGGAAGAUGAAGACAAUAUUAAAGAAAAGCUCCAAGAUAUUGAAGGUAAAUAUAAUUCAUACUGAAAAAUGUAACCUUAAUCAAGCAAAAGGUAUCAGGAGGAAUGGCAAAAUCAGCCCGGACAUUUGAGCUUUGAUUUCUGUAGUUAUGCAUCAGUUAAAACUUUUUAAUGUUAUCCACUGGUCAUUUACAGUCGCCAUAAUUCAUACUGGUCAAGAAUAUUCGAAAAAAUCUUCAUCUAAUCAGAAGCAAAAAAUAAAACCAAUCACGAUACAAUGGUAAACAGACAGGUGCUGAAGAAUAAGAAAACAAAUCCGAUUGGGGAUAUACCGCUUGAUUAAAUCACAGAUUCUCAAAAACAGCUCAAGAUAAAGAAAAAAUUAUUUUUCCUCUUGUUACGAGCGUGGGACAUGAGGAAUCGAACUUCAGAUCUUCGGAUUCCGCGCUCCAAUGCCACAGCCACAGAGACUCUAUGUGAACUAGGCCAAUUACGUAGUUCAUAUAUGACACGCGUGUUAUUAUGUUUUUUAUAAAGAAUAAGAGAGAUGGUGAAUUUUAGGCUAGGUAAAAGAAUUAGAGAAAGAUGUUUUUCACCUUGUCCCGGGCGUGUGAAAAAGAAAAAAAACAAAAUAAAAGAGAGAGAGAAAACUCUAGGAAGCACAUUGAACAUCAUAAAAGACCUUAAUCAGGUGAGAUGUGAGGUAGGAAAUAUUGCGGAAAAUUGGAUACGAUGAUGGCUCGACAACAGGAAACAAAGGAUCGAGGUAAGUUUUCGACGAAACUCCAUCUUUCCACCGUAAUCUCUGAUCUAAAAUAGAUUACCUUUUGGCAUGAGGCUUAUCCAUCUUUAGCACAAAUCUUUGUUAGUUUUUAACGCUUGUUUGGGUGUUAUUUGUACCUGAGAAGAAAUUUCAUCGUUUCAAUAAGGAUUUAGACUCAAUUUCUAAGGGAAAGCCCAAACCCAUAAAACCCUAAAAUACGCUUUUACCUUUAGGUAAACUGACGAAUGACUUUGAGUGGAUGAGAACUGAAGUUGGAAACCUACAUGAUAAACUGGACACUUUAAUGGUACGGCAACAUGAAGCACAAGAUCAGGGUGAGUUCUAAAUGCCAUUUCUUAGGUCAUUUUUCAAUUACAAGUAACCUUUUAAAAUUGAGUGCAGUAUGAGAGAUGUUUCAAAACUCUCUAACCCGCCAACAGUCAUAGCGUAGUAAGGUGCAUAUUGCUGCAUGCACUGUGAUCAUUUUAAUGGUAAAUAAAAAUGUAGCAAACGAACCCCCCCCCCUCCGCCCAAAAAAAAAAAAUGAUGAUACUAAUACUAAUACUCCCAAAUAACAAAUGAGUGAAGGUUUUUGGUUUUCCAAUGUUGGUUGUUUCACAAACGAAUUAAAUGCGAAUAAAAACUUGUUUCAGCGAUUUCUAUUAAAGUGAAAGAAAGAAAAACCUGGACUUCUUUCAGACAAAUAUGUGUUUUCAACUUUAGAAAAAAUGAGAAAUGACAUUGAUCAGGUGAGAAGUGAGGUUGGAAACAUACAUGACAAGUUGGAGAGUUUCAUGAUGGCGCGACAAGAGAAAACACAACAUCAAGGUCAGUCUCUAUGGCAGCUAUGAAUUUACGGGCGAUCCAUCUAUGGAAAUGCUAAGCUUUGGGAGAGUUAUUACUAAGUGAGUGUUCAUGAGAAGAAGAACGUUGUAUUUUUUGAGUGAACUACAUUAAAACAGAUUAAACCUAUAUAACCUUUUGGAAAGAAACAUAAAGGCCCAGUUAUUUGCACAAAGUUUAACCGAACCACGUCCUGAAAUAUCUUCAAUUUAACAAGUAGUUAGUGUUAAGAACUGAGCUGAAAACGUAAAUUGACCAUCGUAAAGAGUUGAAAGCUGGCGUUUGGAGCGUUAGACUUUCGUCAGAGCGAUUAGAGGAAUUGUGGAUUGUGUGUGGGUUUAUAUGCAGAAAAAUGGAGCUACGCUAUUGGUGGGAAUAUGAUGACGAGAAAUCAAGAAUAAAUUAGUUGAAUGAAAGGCGCUCGUUGUUGCCGUGGGGAUUAAGAGUGCCGAUUUGGAGGAUAAAUUUUUCUUCUAGUGUUUUGCGGCUUUCUGAACCGCCUAGAUGUAGGGAAAGGCCGCAAACUGCCGUAUGUUGUUUAGAAUGAUUAGGGAGACUAAAGUGUCCAGCGACUAGUUUGGAUGCGUCCUUAUCAUUUCUUUCUACUUCGUGAAGGUGUUCUCGGAAUCGGUCACCUAGUUGUCUUCCUGACGAAGGGCUAACGCUCGAAACGUCAGCCUUUAAACUCUUUACGGUGGUCAAUUUACGUUUUCAACACAGUUGUUAACACUAAAUUACCUGUUAUACUCUCCCACCGACGCAGCACCACAGUUUCUUUAGAAACUUACCUCCUUUAUUCAUUUAUCUUCAAUUAAGCCGAACCUUUUAUCUGAAGAGUAAUUUUUGUGAAAAGAGUCAAGAGAGCUGACAGCCAACUGCAGAAGGACAGUUCUUGAUUAAAUCAACCCUCUUAUAGAGAAUGCCUAAGGCUCAUUUUUUGUGUAAAACCGCGGUUUGGGUUAGACCUCGUUUAAAUGAGCGGCCCCAAAGUCUGUAAACCAACGAGGCUCAAACUGCACAUAAUAAACUAGCCAAAUGUACUAACAAAACUUGGCAUGUGAUCGCACGGAAAUCAAUAAAGAGGUGCUGUUUAUUUCCGAAACAGAUUAUAAAGAACAUGAAACUGAGAGCGAAAAACCCAAUAGUUUAAUUUAAUCUAAAAGUCAUUCAAAACCUGGAAAAAAGACAGACUCGUGUUUUUAUUGAAUAUUAAUAGAAAUGGGCCAUCCCCUGUGCUGUUUACGUUCCUUUCUAUCUGUCACGGAAUAAAUAGUGAGUAGCAAAGCCAAUCAGAUAGCAGCAUUUGCGAUCGAACGUAUAUUUACACUAAACCCCAAUAAUAUCAGCGCAUGGGGAGAAUAACAAGAAAUUAGUUUGAAAUAUUGGGAUCGGAAUCAGUUACAGCAAUUUUUAUUUCAUCACAAAUUGAAUCAGAUUCCUCCAUGGGAAAGAAGAAUCCUUCAUAAUUUGCGUCACAUGCAACGUGUGGCUUCGUAGUUCAGUUGUAAGCAGCACGGUAACUCAUGAGGAGCUUUGGCCCCGAAAAGAAUUCGCAGCACGCAUUCUACAGAGUCGCGAUCAUUUCUGUGACCAAUGCAGAGAAUUACUUUAACGCUUGCAGUCGGUAGGUGUCUAUGCGAUUAUUUAAACCUGUUGAUUUUAACUUAGGGCCAGUUUACAUGGAUGUGGGGGACCCCAGGUAGGUGAGGUGACCCGCCUAGGUGGGGUAACCCACCUUUCAAUAUAAUCUCUCAUUUUAUCUUGAUCACGUUUACAUGAUAGGUGGGGUAACCCGCCAAGGCGGGUUGCCCGGUCUGCCAGAUAGGGUAACCCUGUCAGCCGGGGUGACAAUUUGCCAUGUAAACGUCUUAAGGUGGGGUAACCCGCCUAGCCGGAGUCACGUUCAUGGCAAAAAGCUCAAUAGCCAAACACAUAUGUUUUAAAACUUUGUACAUUUCUUAACCGUCUCAUGGCAGAAAUUACCAGAAACCGCAACGGACACACAAGGAGUGUAAAAUGUUCACAUUUUGGAAUAUUUAGCGUUGUAAAUCGACCAUAUUUCGUUUCCCAAACUAUUCCUUAUAACGUAUUUAGUCUACGAUUCCUCGCGUAACCUAACACCGCGUAACACAACGCGGGACACUCUCAUGAAUAAAUACAAAUGUGUCCGAGAAUUAAUCUUUCGUCUUUCUCGAGAUGUGAGCUUGGGACGCCUAUGCUGAAACUCCCUAAUUUCAAGCGCAACAACAACCUCAAGAAACCUCACCCCAGCACCCCGGGGUUGUAAGAUUGCAUGUAAACGCGUUUUAUUUUUCGACCACGGCUAGGCGGGUUACCUCAACUACCUGGGGUCCCCCACCUCCAUGUAAACAGGCCUUUAAAGGUUCACCUGAUAACUAAUACUUCAUCUAAUUAAGCGCGAAUUUCAAUUACGAAACGACAAUAAAUCUUGGACCGGAAUCACUUGGCGCGAUCUCAUCUUGGAGGCCAAAGUCUUCCAUCGAUCGGCUGAGCUUUCUAGAGUUACGGGAUACAAUCUCAACCAUAUGUGGUGACGAAAAGUUAAUGAGGAAUCAAGCCGAUUGCUUUUGCAAAGAACGAAAUCUUUCAUCGAUUCCCCGAUGACUGCAAUACGUUCUGUCCUGCCUGCAGUUCUCAACCGCGCCAACAAAGUCUGUUCGUUAAAUACCACGUCACCAAACAUGUUGUAUGCUCAUUUGGUCUCUGUGCCGGACUAAUUAGACAGCGAGAAUUUCCUGCAGAUGUAUUCGUGAGGUCUCAAAAUGUAAUGUUGGAAACUGCACUAUACAAUUAUUCUUAAUUUGAUCGACAUUUAUAGGUGAUUACGUUUAACAAACAACAUGUAUGCGGCAAGUAUUUUAUCACCACUUAUAUGGCAAUGUUCUACUUGCUUACAGCGGAAAGUUCAGUGCGUGUUUUUUCGAAUAAGUCGAGAGCUGCGAGUGGGAGUUAACCAAAGCGUUGAAAUAGAAUCGUUAAAUCAAAUGAGUAAACCGUGACUUAAUUAGGAAGCGUGGUACAGCCUUUUCACGUAUUCGACAAUAAUCCUGUUAAAUCAAAUCGCUCUCGACCGUACACUUUAGGCAGGAAAUGCCUCUGGUCGAAUAAUCAUGGGGAAUUGCAGAGAUGUCAGUCGAGAAUAGCCAAGCUUGACAAAGACAUUCGGAAACCAGUAAAGGAUAAUGAUUAUAUAAGUUAACGGUGGAUGCCUCAACUUUCAGUCAAAAGAAAGAGUCCAGACAAAGAACGGUCUCCUGAUAUUAACUGAUGUGAAUUCAAUUUUUUGUUUCCUACCUGAGGGUUAAUUUUUAAUAUCUCCAAUACCCUCUCGGGUAGUGCAUACCUGAGGGUUAUUUUUAAUCUCUACUCUACCCUCCUGGGUAGUGUAUACUACAGGGUGUAUACUGUAGGGUUACCUUUAAUCUCAACUAUGCCCUCUUGUGUAGUGUAUACCUUAGGGUUAUUUUCAAUCUCUUCUAUACCCUCUUAGGUAGUGUAUACCUAAGGGUUAUUUUUUUCUCUUCUAUCCCCUCUUGGGUAGUGUAUACCUAAGGGUUACUUUAAAUCUCUCUUAUACCCUCUUGGGUAGUGUAUACCUGAGGGUUACUUUUAAUCUCUUCUAUACCCUCCUGGGUAGCGUAUACCUAAGGGUUACUUUUAAUCUCUCCUAUACCCUCCUGGGUAGUGUAUACCUGAGGGUUACUUUUAAUCUCUUCUAUACCCUCUUGGGUAGUGUAUACCUGAGGGUUACUUUUAAUCUCUUCUAUACCCUCUGGGGUAGUGUAUACCUGAGGGUUACUUUUAAUCUCUUCUAUACCCUCUGGGGUAGUGUAUACCUGAGGGUUACUUUUAAUCUCUUCUAUACCCUCCUAGGUAGUGUAUACCUAAGGGUUACUUUUAAUCUCUUCUAUACACUCUUGGGUAGUGUAUAGCUGAGGGUUACUUUUAAUCCCGUCUAUACCCUCUUGGGUAGUGUAUACGGUGUCUUUUACGGUGAACGACUCUGCUUGGAUCACUCAAACUGUUAAUUCCGACUUACAACAGAUUCGCAAUUCAGUGGUGUGUCGACAAUUGUUUAAUGCGUAAUCCAGAUAAGACGAAACUAAUGGUUUUUGGCAGCCGAGGAAUGUCUUCGAAAUUACUGGACACUGUAUUAUUGUUCAUCAGUAUGGUCAUCCACCUCAGCUUGUAAUAUUCGUAAAUUGCUAUACGUUCAAAACGUUGUCGCGCGAACUAUCUGCAACGUGAAGAAGUAUGCCUAUAUCUCUCCUGUCAAGAAACCUACGUUGGCUCCCUGUAAAAACACAAAAUAUUGCCGAGAUGCUAUUUUAACAUUUAAAUGUAUGACGGAUCAAGCCCCGGAAUACUUAAGAUCUAUGUAUAUAACAAGAGGCAGCGUAUCUGGACGUAUAACCAGAAACUUUCAACGACUAAACAUUCCUCUUUUUAAAACUGCAAUAGGACAGAAAACGUUUUAUUAUAAAAGUGUAUCUAUCUGGAACAAGUUAGAUCCAAGCCUUAAAUUAUGUAAGAGUCCCGCUUCCUUUAAGAGAGCUCUAAAAAAUCACCUUUUGAAUGAAUUUUUAAACUGAUCAUAUUUUAUUUAAAGAUGUAUAAUUCGUAUAAUAUUGUGUGUAUUUUAAUUUUGUAAUCCAAUUUCUUCACUGAAAAUCCCAGAUGGGGACGUGUUCAAUAAAUGUAAAUGUAUGUGUACUUUUCCCGUCUAAAGAAGACAGCGAUGACUUGAUUUUUUCCUCAUGCAGGUUUGAAUAGCUUAAACUCUCUAAACUCAAAUGUGAAAGAACAGAAACCAAUUUUUUCAAAAUUAGUUCCUCAUUAACACGUUGACCGAACGCUAAUCAAUAUGAUAUUUGAUAAGUUUUGUUCACCUUUUUGGUCACGAUACAGAAUCAUUUAUCAGCAUUGAGCCGUUUAAAAUGUUUAGAAAAUCAAUUUGUGUGUUCUUAAUGCUCUACCCUACUAUCUUUUCUUACGAAAAUCACCACAAGUUUGAAGUCACUAAGGCGAAGAAAAUUAAUAAGUGAAAGAUGCUAUUACAUUUCUUUCAAAAACUCAUUAAUAAUUCAUAAGCCCAUUAACCUAUCAAAUGGUAGAUAAUACAUCACGUGCAGUGAUUUUAUAUCGAUAAACCUCAUCCUUAUUAGUAUGCGGUGUUUUAUCAGAUAUAAAGACACUGCACGUGACUUAUAAAUAUUAAUUAAUUAUCAACACAGAAACUGACACAACAAAUGUUGGGAACAUAUUUAAUGUUCUUUCAACAAAUUUCACACAGUAAAUUUACUUUUGCACCAAAUUAAUAGUACAGUUGUGAAAUACACAUCUGGAAAAAUUCUCUAUUCCAUUAGUACAGUAAUCUGGUAAAGGCAUAUUAGACAAUACAUCAUCUGAAACUUCGAAUUCAAGAUUAUGUUUUUCUCGUAUGCUAAUUUCUAACGUUCACAAAAGCAUAAUUGUUAUGAACUCUCUUGACACACGCUUUUCCAAGAAUGUUUUUGAAGCCGUUCAAAAAACUCGCAGCACGUGUUUUAUCGGGUCAAAAACCACUCGGUUACGCCUCGUGGUUUUAAACCCGAUAAACACUCCUGCUCGUUUUUUAAACAUUACAUAAUUUCCAACAUCUCAUUCGAAGAAAUCCACCGCAGUUUUCUAUGGUCUGGUCUGGACUUGAGUAAUAUCACCAAGUUUUUUUCAUGUUAUUAUGAAUUAUCAAACUUCGUGUCAAUAAUAUCUGCUUCAGCCUUCGGCUUCGGCAGAUAACUCAGACCUAAGUGGUGAUAUUUCACGAUAUCAUUCUCAGUAUCAUCCUAUAAUUGCGUAUUUUUCUGAGAGUCAUGGCGUCAUAUGGCGUGUCGGUAAGAAUGCCUCAUAAAACUGACAGCUAAUUCUUUUUCAGAUGGAUUUGAGCCAACUGGAAUAAUUGAUAAUAUUCGUCAACUCUACAAAAAUCGGGAAGGUUGGCUGGCACCGUUUCCCUGGUGUGAAGAUUUUCACUUCUCCUUUGACGACAUCUACACAAGACUCAAAGUCAUCUACAGAAAGAAAACGAGAGGAACCGCAACAGACCGAGUUGUCACGAUGUCUGAAAUCUUCAACCGGCACGAGGAAUGUGAAAAACCAAGAGUAGUAUUGAUUGAAGGGGAGCCUGGUAUGGGAAAGACAACUUACUGUAAAAAAGUUGUUUACGACUGGGCCACGGGAAAACAAGCAACCGGAAAUUGCUUCCCAAACUUCGUAAUAGUGCUUUUGAUCAAAUGUCGUGAUGUUGAGUCUGGCCUUUGGGAGGCCAUUGAAGAUCAAAUUCUGCCUCGAGAAGUUGGUGAAGACGAACGCGAGAGAUUCUUCGACUUCAUUCGCCACAACCAAUCUAAUGUUCUUCUAAUACUCGAUGGAUUGGAUGAAGUUUCUGAGGAGAAGCUAGCUAUGUUUUCAGAAGUUAUUGAAGGCCGAGUACUGCCAAACUGUCGCGUGGUUGCAACGGCACGACACGAAGCUGGAGUCAAAGUUCGAAAAUACUGCGACACGCUACUAGAGGUUGAGGGAUUUACUGAAGAGGAUGUACAAUCCUUCAUCAGAAAGUACUUCAAAGACAAACCAAACUUGGCCAAGCAGCUUACCAAACACAUAUUUGCUGAUUACAAUUUAUAUGAAAUAUCGACGAAUCCUCUCAACGCUGCGCUUCUUUGCCUGGUCUAUGAAGAUUUGAAAGGUGUAUUUCCUGAAAGUAGAACGAAGCUGUACAUGGAAAUGGUGGAGUGUGUAUUAAGGAGGUACAGAACAAAGCAGCAACUGCCAGAAAAUGGUGAAGACCUUGUUGACCUUUACGAAAGCCAAUUGAAACACCUUGGUUCGAUAGCUUUGAAAGGUUUACUUGAAGACAACUUGGAUUUUGACGAGAAGGAGCUUGGAAAACACAAAGCAAGCGAUUUACCUGGAUUUGGAUUUCUGUCAGUUCAGCCUGGAGGCAGUAGACUAAGACCAACUAGACGUUAUGGCUUUCUUCACAAGACUUUCCAAGAAUUCUUCGCAGCAUUCUACCUCAGUUGUCAGCUUAUUAAGAAAGAAAUCGACACGAAUAGCAUAGAUAAGGUUAUAAGUUCUCGCUAUGAGCUGAAAGAAGUGCUUCUGUUUACAUUUGGUAUGCUUGCCGCACGAUGCGAGGAAACAGCGGCAAACCAUAUGAAAAUUAUAGCAACAGAGGGACACUUGACUCUCAUACGUGAGUGUGUUGAUGAAUGCAAAAAGGAGAACAAAGAUAUUGUUGAAAAAUUGGGUUCCGCCGUUGGUGCUUGUCUUCAAAUUGAAUUUCUAGGUUUUUCAGGGAGAGAAAUAGAUGAAACUUUAGUUGUCUUUUUGAGCAACUUUCUUAAAACAAAUACAAUUGUGACAACGUGUGACUUGAGGAACCCUUUGAUAAAUGUAGCUGCUGCUCUGGCUGAGGGUUUGAAAUACAAUACAUCGCUGACAACGUUGAAUUUGUAUGGUAAUAAAAUUGGUCAUGAUGGUGCUGCUGCUCUGGGUGAGUGUUUGAAAUAUAAUACAUCGCUGACAUGGUUGGAUUUGAAUACAAAUGAAAUUGGUGAUGAUGGUGCUGCUGCUCUGGGUGAGGGUUUGAAAUAUAAUACAUCGCUGACAACGUUGAAUUUGUAUGGUAAUAAAAUUGGUGAUGAUGGUGCUGCUGCUCUGGGUGAGGGUUUGAAAUAUAACAAAUCGUUAACAACGUUGUAUUUGGAUCGUAAUAAAAUUGGUGAUGAUGGUGCUGCUGCUCUGGGUGAGUGUUUGAAAUCUAACAAAUCGCUGACAACGUUGUAUUUGCAUUUUAAUAAAGUUGGUGAUGAUGGUGCUGCUGCUAUGGUUGUUGCGCAGGAGUGUCAUCCACAUCUGACAAUACUUGGAAUAAAUUGA